Molecule: messenger RNA, 804 nt
Organism: Bipolaris victoriae FI3
Lineage: Eukaryota; Fungi; Ascomycota; Dothideomycetes; Pleosporales; Pleosporaceae
Exons: 1
Coding region: 1-804 (267 amino acids)
Source: RefSeq, a predicted model, not a curated record
AUGUCUCCCUCAUCCUCCGACCAAGUGUGCAAGUCUAGCUUCAGUCCCUUCCGAUCCCCCUCGCCUAGGAAGAGAUUCGCCCACGAGCGCAACCAGUCCGAGGCAGUCCAGCGGCCACGGCCUAUGAGCAUUUCGAGCAACUCGCCAGCAGUCCAGCAUAGCAAACGAGCCUCCAUCUACGUCUCGGACGCUUCCGUCAUCCUUGCCCAGCGCACACCCAUGGCUUCUCCUAUCUCGUCUCCCGACUCCAUGUAUGACCCCGCCCUUGAAAGCCCAGAUGCCAUCGACCACUACGCCAUCCUGGAAAUCACCCCAAAGGCAACUACCGACGAGGUCAAGGCUGCCUAUCGCCGGUUACGAGUUGUGUACUUUUCAAGCGAUGCCAAGAAGUACCGAGCCCUACAGGCUGCCUUUGACACCUUGAUGAACCCCGAGACCCGCGAGGUUUAUGAUGCAAGCUAUCAACCCCGUGCAGCUGCGCCUACGUCGCUUGCUAGCAUCGGCGAGAUCCUGGAUCCCGGAAAGCAUUGGCGACAGGACAGCGCCCACGGCGACGAUUCUGCAAUUGCAGAGGAGGAAGAGGAGGAAGAGCAACUGCAGCAACUACAGGAGGAACCCGAAGAGCAAGAGGAGGUCCGCAAUGACGACCCGAAUUGGGGGCUGAAACAUUACAACCCUCGCUACGAGCCAGUUCUCGGUACGGAGCCAUACAUGUCAUAUAUUCCUCUGCCUACGAAUCUGUUGCUCUUUUGUAGAGGACCAACAUACGAGGGCAACUUUGCAUUCAACGCACGGCCGAACUAA